CAUAUCCACAGCUAACAUUGCCUAAAAAUAAAUUUUGAGUAGUUUACUCGUCCGACCCGACCACAGCGAAAGUACGGAAAAAGUAAACAUUUCAGAGCGAAGAAGAAGAGCGAAAGGGUUUCAUCCGCCGCCAUGUCGGAGCUCGACGAGAUUGAGCUAGAGGCCGAGGAUUUCCACUCUUCCUUGCCGCUCAAGAAGGUUCCAUACGGCGACGUUUUCGAGGCCUCGCGCGCCGGCGACGUCGACCGCCUACGCUAUCUAUUGGAAUCCGGCGUCAACGUCAACGCGCGCGACCAAUGGGAUUCCGUCGCGCUCUACUACGCCUGCCUCGCCGGCCACCUCGACGCCGCGCGGAUGCUGCUCGAGAGCGGCGCUAUAUGCUCCGAGCACACCUUCGACGGCGACCGCUGUCACUACGCUGCGCUCAAUCUCAAGGUCCGGAAGCUGCUCAAGGCCUUCGAGGCGCGACCGCCGCCGCUCCAGCCGCUGCAGGCGGCGCUAAGAGACACCUUUUUGUCAUGUACGGCCAAUCAAGCAUAUAUCAAUGACCAAUCCAAUGCCUUCGGCGCCAACAGUCAUCUCAAUUCUGUUUUGCCAAUAGGUAAUCCAUCGAACGGAGAGUCAAGUUCCAGCUACUGUCCACCUGAUAUUGUAUUUUAUGUGCAAGGGAGACCUCUUGAAGCUCACAGAGUGAUAUUAGCUGCACGAUCUCCCUUCUUCAAGAAAAAAUUGAAGACUGAUUGGAAAGAGAAAAAGGAAGUGCGGUUUUCCCGGGAAAGGCUUACUUAUUCCUCGCUUUUUAGCCUAGUCCACUUCUUUUAUUCGGAUAGGCUAGAAGUUGCUGUUGAUGACAUGGAAGAUCUUGUAAGAAUUUGCCGAGUCUGCAAGUGUCAAUCUCUGCAAAUUCUUCUUGAGAAAGAGAUAGUUCAUCAAAGGCAUGCCGAAUACAAAUCCCUUAGAGAUAUAGACAACUCUCAGAAGAGGUUUAUCUUGCAGGGCUCGUCCCUUCCCGGAGAAGAUCGUCUCCCGGCUGCGUUAAGGCGAGUGCUCAAUAUCUCUCUCACAGAUUCAUCGAGGGAACAGGACCUUGAGGAUGGUAUUGAUGGUGCUUUAUCUCUUGUUGAUUCAUUGGAGAUGAGCAAUUUAGAAGAUGAUCUGGCUGAUAUAUGUGUGAGGAUUGAGAAGAAGAUAUUCCGAUGCCACCAAGUUAUCUUAGCUUCGAGAUCUGAAUACUUUAAGGCUAGAUUAGCCCGGAUGAAGGAUUUUCUUGAAGGAAGAGAUUCUUUACCGAAUAAUACUCUUCUGUGUCUGGAGGAACGUGAUCUAAGUGCCGAGGCAUUUCAUAAGAUGAUAGAAUUCAUGUAUACUGAUACACUCACAGACAUAGAUCCUGAUCAGGCUGAAGAAAUGUUUGAUGCUGCUUCGAGAUAUCUAUUAUUUCCUCUCAAACGAGCUGUAGCUGACGCUCUUCUACCACAACUCGAAAUGGUUUCUCCUGCAGAACUGUGUCAUUGGUUGCUGUUGUCUGACAUGUAUGGUGUCUCAAAGAUUCGUGAGUACUGCCUGGACUUAAUGGCAUGCAACUUUGAGACAUUCGCUGCUACUCCACAGUUCCGGGCAAUGCUUUUGACUCUCCCUCCUCCAUCUGGAGAUUCAUCAUUUCGGACAACAGCUCCGAGUGCCCCAGGUGCUGAGACAAAUCAAACAGAAGGAAACCUUCUAGACGAUUUACGUGAAAAAUGGCUCGAAGCUGAAGGCGCAGAGCUUGACAGGAGAGAUGAAAGUGCGCUGAUCUUCGACAAGCGUCUUGAGAUACUAAUGCUUGUGGCUGAACAGGAGAAAUCUCCUGAAUCUGAAGGCUCCAGAACAUGAUAGUUGCUGUUAGGAUGAGCAUCAUUUUCGGGUUCACCUGUCACCACGAGAUAUAGACAAGAGAGCACGUAUAAGCAACAUUCACAAGAGAGAAAUUCAAGUCUGCACCAAUACUGAUGACUUGGUUGCAAUUCUCAACUUUCCGAAAAGGCAUCUUAAUUGGAGGUUUUGUAGCCAAUUUCCAGUUUACACACCCAGGAGAAACCUUAUCCAACACUUCCAAAAGCACCCAUCUACAUGCUCGGAAGAACAAACAUAAAUAAAAACCAUUGAAUUCCAUUCUUUCAGCUUGCUCAAGAAUCAAGUUUGCUCUUUUCACAGGAUCGUUUGUUUCCAGUAUUGCAUUCGAGCCAUGUUCGGGGGCAAGAGUAUUAAGCAAGUAUGCGUAAGCUUCUCCAUCCUGUAUUGCAAUAAUAUUUUAUACAAGAAAUGUGUAUUUGAUUACCUCCAAGAAUAACCACUAAAAUGAACCAUUAUUUCCCCAAUUAUAGCAAGAGAAUAAGAUGUUAUUAAAGAACAACUGAACAAAUUUUGUGAGGAAGUGACGAAAGGGAAAUGGUAAAGCGGGAAAACCAAUUUAGUA
Messenger RNA from Andrographis paniculata, 2455 nucleotides. Its product is annotated as BTB/POZ domain-containing protein At2g04740. The transcript is spliced from 8 exons. NCBI's taxonomy places the organism in Eukaryota, Viridiplantae, Streptophyta, Magnoliopsida, Lamiales, Acanthaceae. The record is from RefSeq and is a predicted model, not a curated record. Gene Ontology annotation, cellular component: cytoplasm; ubiquitin ligase complex. Bases 133 to 1872 code for a protein of 579 amino acids. Gene Ontology annotation, molecular function: protein binding.